This is a messenger RNA of Durusdinium trenchii, 1197 nucleotides long. NCBI's taxonomy places the organism in Eukaryota, Dinophyceae, Suessiales, Symbiodiniaceae. The record is from the annotation of a GenBank genome assembly.
AUGGGUCAGAAGAACCCCUGGAAUCGGUCGAUGAUUCACGUCGCUUUCGGAAUCCUUGGAGUGUUCCUUUUCGGACAUAGACUGAUGUUGGACUUUGUCAGCCCAAAGCUGUCAGUCCCUCGACCCAGAACCAGAACUGCAAGACGAGCUACAGCCACCGUAAGAGCCGAUGGUGAUCGGAUUUGGUGGGUGAAAAUGAACGACUAUCAGCAGCAAGUUUGGGCGUUGUCGAAUGCACUUGCAGGGCUACUCCGAGACAGUGAGGCAUCCAAGUUUCCACCCAGUUUGCGUCAGAAGACCAGAGAACUGCAACAGAGUUGCAACAGACUUCAGCACUACAUUGCAACGUCCACAUCUCGUAUCCAGAAGGAUGUUGGAGAGUGCAUUGAGGACCUGAAGAGCAUAGAACCCUCUGAGCAGCAACCCAGAAGACUUCGCCGAAAAUUGUCAAAUGUUGAAGAAUACCUCCUGAGCGUCAGCGAGACCCUGCAGAGUCAGGAAUCACGUGCUCAGGACCUGGAGCUUGAGAUCCGAUGUCUUGAAGAUGACUUCUUUGGUCUGCAAAAAGAGGCAGAACAAACCACCAACAACUAUGAGCUCGGAGUAAAAGUGUUUGCUGUUUGCGCAGUUGUUGCCUUUGCUGCAGUUGCUCUCCCUGCUUUGGCAGCAGCAGGUACUGCGGCAGCAGAAGGAGCGGCUGUAGCAGCAGGCACAGCAGCAGUGUCGGAAGGCGCUGUAGUAGCGGCAGGCACAGCAGCGGUGGCUGAAGGGGCUGCAGCAGCAGCAGCAGGCACAGCAGCGGUGGCUGAAGGGGCUGCAGUAGCAGCAGGCACAGCAGCGGUGGCUGAAGGUGCUGCAGUAGCGGCAGGCACUGUGGCAGCUGUUGAGGGAGCAGCAGUUGCUGGAAUCAGCGCAGAAACCGUUGCUGUCCUUUCCGGGGGUGCGGCGCUCGCACUCAAAGGCGGUGCUGAUGGGUGCCGUCAAUUGGGAGAGUUUCUGGACCGCCAGCAACAAUCAGUGUCAGAGCAUCGGGGAUUUGUGAAGCAACUGGAGACGGAGAUCGAUGUGAUGAAGGAUGACCUUUCCAAUUUGCAGAAGCGAUUGAGUACCGCGUCGGAUGCGAUGGACGAUGACGACAUUGCAGAUGCGUCGCGGAUUUGUGAUCGAUUGGCCGAGCGGCUUGGCGAACUUGUGUGA